Messenger RNA from Xylaria bambusicola, 1431 nucleotides. RefSeq names its product Alpha/Beta hydrolase protein. The coding region runs from base 382 to 1296 and encodes 304 amino acids. The transcript is spliced from 4 exons. Lineage: Eukaryota; Fungi; Ascomycota; Sordariomycetes; Xylariales; Xylariaceae. The record is from RefSeq and is a predicted model, not a curated record.
GCUUGGCGUCUAUGAUCAGUCAUUAAAUUCAAGAUGAUCUGUAGUAGCCAGACCAUGUGACACUAUUAAUCUCUAGGCAGAUAGUAUUCUAAUUACAUAGGCGACACAUCGUAUAUAUCACAUUACGUACCCCAAUCUCACGCAUCACGUUGCAUACUGCAACCUUACAUAUCAUGCUACAUGCUGUAAUCUCACCCACCAUGCAGCAUCAAUUCAAUUAGGAAACCUAGUACGGCAAUCGCCGAUGGUGGCCCCAGUCUUGUUGCGGCCUAGUAGGUCAGCAAACGUCAGCCGCAAUCCAGUUGUGAGCCUACGCCCGUCUUUCAUCUACAGAUCACAGACUUCGCAUUACCGCUCGAAUCCGAUAUCCCUGCUGUCGUUAUGUCGAGAAUCGACGCGGUCUCGUUUCCUACUCUCGAUGGCCUGACUCUACGGGGUAACCUCUACCCGGCGAGUCAGCGGGGCCCAGGAAUCAUCCUGCUUCCUGGCUUCAGCUUCGUAAAAGAAAUUAUGCUGCCGAAGGUUGCGGAGAGUUUCCAGGGAUCCGGCAUCACCGUGUUGACAUAUGAUCCGCGAACUCUAGGGGAGAGUGAUGGUAGCCCACGGCGUGACAUCGAUCCCGCGAAGCAUGUAUCAGAUCUUCAUGACGCCUUGACAUUCUUGCAGAAGCACCCAAUGGUAGACCCUGAUAAGAUCGCAUACUGGGGCUUCUCUUUCAACGGUGUCGUGGCGCUGAAUGCAGCAGCACUGGACCGGAGGGCAAAAUGCGUGAUUGCGGUAUCGCCAUUAACAGAUCUCUCAUAUCCUCCCGAACAUCUGCGCGUCUUACUUCGUGAUGCGAUGGAAGAUCGCGAGGCGCAAUUAACAGGGGCUGAUCCCGUGUAUGUCCCAGUUAUCCAGAAAGACGGCAAUUGUUCGUAUGGCUGGGGCCCAGGAACCACUGUGAGCGAGUACCAAGUUGCGGAGAAAUCGGCGUCGCUCUUCCCAACGUAUAAGAACGAAAUGACAGUCCAGAGCCACUAUCGUAUAUCGACGUGGCGACCAUACGACCUAAUUCCGCAAGUGGCUCCUACGCCCGUGAUGAUAGUCACGCCACUGAAGGAUAGAAUGUCGCUGCCGACAAGGCAAAAGGCGUUGUUCGAAAAGCUAAGUAUGCCAAAAGAGCAUCUACUGGUACCUAACAAGGGCCAUAUGGAUAUUUUCACGGGGAAGAGUUUUGGGACCAUCAUGACUCAACAAGUCAAGUUCCUAAGGAACCAUCUCGAGCAACAGUCUAGCCCCAAAGCCACUUUAUAACAUAGAAAUAACUUAGCGAUAGCUUUUAAUUAUUUGAAGCUGGCAAGCUGGCAGGCCCUCGACGACGAUACUAAUGAUAUGCUACAAGGUUGACUGUAGCUGAUGAGCAAUACGGCUCCAUGGUAGGGAUGAUGG